AUGGAUUCUUUGGUUGAAUUUGCUUACGAUGAUGUUGUUACAAAACAACCAUUAGAUGAUUAUUCAAAUAAAAUUUGGUUCAUUGUUGAUAUGAAAUGUGAAAGAAGUAUUAAUUUUGUGGCAAUGAGUGAUCGGUGGUUUUAUGGGAAUCCUUAUCGUUGGGUAUUUUAUGAUAUCAAUCAAGCUCAGAUUAGCGAAUUAGAGCAACUUCCUUUUCUGACCGAUAGCAAUAUUUUAAUUGUUCGCUCCGAAACAUCGAGCACUUUUAUCUUACAACAGUUUUAUAAAAUUCAUGCUAAAGCAAACGAAGUCUAUUAUGAGUCGUUUGGAACAUGGAGCUUUGCAGAUGGACUGUUUGACAAUAGAACUAAUCGAAUUUUAUCAAAAAGAAGACGGAAUUUAAAAGGUCGCAUUAUUUCGGUGUCAAUGGUUCUGACACAUAACGACUCCAUAAAUCAUUUAACAGAUUAUCGCGAUCGUUUAAUUGAUUCCCCUUCAAAAGCUGCAUAUCCCGUUUGUGUGCAUUUGGUUGCAGCAAUGAAUGGUACCGCAAAUUUUACUGUUGAAAAAACAUGGGGCUAUAAAAAUCCACAAACGGGUGAAUUCGAUGGUAUGACAGGGCAACUGUUACGAAAAGAGGCUGAUAUUGGUGGGACAAUCAUCUAUAUGGUGCCAGCCCGAAUUCCACAAAUGGACUUUAUAAGCAUGAUCGUUGAUACGAGAGCAGAGCUUGUGUUUCGUGCCCCGCCCCUCUCAUACGCAAGCAAUAUAUUUUACUACCCUUUCACUGGAACUGUGUGGAUAGCAACAGUCACUUUGACUGUGAUCGCUUCAAUUGUAAUAUACUUCACGUAUAUUUUGCCAAGUGAAAGCGAACGCGAUCACGUUCGGGAUGCUUUUUCAGAUGUUAUAUUACUAUCAUCUGGUUUAGUUAGUCAAAUGGGACUCCAUAUAAAUCCUCGCAUUAUUUCUGGUCAAAUUUCAUCGUUCGUCGCGUUGAUGUGCCUGCUUUUCGUCUUUACGUCGUAUACAGCGUGUAUUGUGGGUUUGUUACAAUCAACAACAAAAAGUAUAUCCACACUCGACGACAUUCUAAAUUCAGAAAUAGAAGUUGCUGUACAAGAUGUUCCAUAUAAUAGACAUUUUAUACCGCUAAUGACUGGCGAUGCACAAAGAAAAAUCUACCAAACAAAAAUCGCUCCACCUGGUCAAGAGCCGAAAUUUUACAAUCUAUCUUAUGGCAUAGAUAGAGUACGCGAGGGAUUCUUUGCAUUUUAUGUUGAACUCGGUAGUGGCUAUGAUCGAAUCAAACAGACAUUUCUAGAACAUGAGAAAUGUGGUCUCAUUGAAAUUUCAUACUCUUACAUGGUUAAUCCGUGGUUUGCCAUUCAGAAACACUCGCCUUUGAAAGAAAUCAUCAAAGUGAAGUGCGUUAAAUUCAGUAGAAUUUUCCAUUCAAAUUGA
Messenger RNA from Contarinia nasturtii (swede midge), 1464 nucleotides. RefSeq names its product glutamate receptor ionotropic, delta-2-like. Bases 1 to 1464 code for a protein of 487 amino acids. Lineage: Eukaryota; Metazoa; Arthropoda; Insecta; Diptera; Cecidomyiidae. The record is from RefSeq and is a predicted model, not a curated record. Gene Ontology annotation, molecular function: ligand-gated monoatomic ion channel activity. Gene Ontology annotation, cellular component: membrane. The transcript has 9 exons.